AUGCCCAAGCACGUAAGUUGUUGUGUGCCUUUGUGCACCAAUAAUUUCAGAAACUCCUUCGGAUUGACGUUUUAUCGAAUUCCAAAAGAUGAAAGUAUUCGCAGAGAAUAUGUCCGUUUACUAAGAAAUGAUAAUUUGAAGAUAGAGUCCGACAGUACACGCGUUUGCUCUGCGCAUUGGACUGGAGGUAGUAAGCUCAGCAGAACUCACCUUCCAUCGAUAUUUCCUCGGAGCAAGAAGGAAAAGGAGCGACGGAUUUUGUCCAGAACGGAAGCGACUGCAAAUACAGCAAGCAAGAAAAGAAAAGUGGACGUGGGAUCUUCUACCGAAAUUGACGAAGGGACUCUUAUUGAAAUUGAUCACGAGGAGUCCAUUCUGGCCUCUUUUUGCGAUGCAGCGACACAAACUGAAAUAACUGUAGAAAUGCUGGAUCGAAUGGAAGCCGAACUUAAAGAGAUGAGAGAGGAAAAGGAAAGGUUGGCAAGGGAGAGAGACGAGUUAUCGAGGGAGUUAAAGAGACUUAAGCAUGUAACGAAAAUCAGAAAUUUGACAUUGUAA
Messenger RNA from Pocillopora verrucosa, 558 nucleotides. Lineage: Eukaryota; Metazoa; Cnidaria; Anthozoa; Scleractinia; Pocilloporidae. The record is from RefSeq and is a predicted model, not a curated record.